This is a messenger RNA of Medicago truncatula (barrel medic), 995 nucleotides long. RefSeq lists its product as uncharacterized. Lineage: Eukaryota; Viridiplantae; Streptophyta; Magnoliopsida; Fabales; Fabaceae. The transcript has 3 exons. Bases 117 to 752 code for a protein of 211 amino acids. The record is from RefSeq and is a predicted model, not a curated record.
AACACUUCCCAUUACAAAUAAACACAAAAACAAAGAAAGAGAAAUAAUCUAUUGUUCCUUCUUUGCUAAAUAAUAUCUCAUCAUAUUUGCCAAAACUAUACUUUUUACAUAGAACCAUGUCUUUCUCAACCAAAUUGCCUUUGGUUUUGUUACUUUCUUCUUUUCUCAUCCAUACAUCUUUUGCUAUGAUGGUAUGUGAGGACUUGCCAAAGGAAGUGUGUGCUUUCUCAGUAGCUUCAUCAGGAAAGAGAUGUUUGUUGGAGACUGAGAAGAAUAUCAAUGGUGAAACCGAGUAUCAAUGCCGAACAUCUGAAGUUAUGGUGGAGAGAAUAGCAGCAUACAUAGAGACAGAUCAAUGUGUGGAAGCAUGUGGUGUUGAUAGAAGUUCUGUUGGUAUUUCAUCUGAUGCUUUCUUUGAGCCUUACUUCACAAGCAAGCUUUGUUCUCCAUCUUGUUUCUCUAAGUGUCCCAAUAUUGUUGACCUUUUCUUUAAUUUGGCUGCUGGAGAAGGAGUAUUUUUGCCGGAACUUUGUGAGAAACACAAGACCAACCCUCGUCGUGCUACAAUUGAACUUACUAGCUCAGGAGCUGCACUUGGUCCUGCUUCAUCGAUUUCACAGGAUAUUGCGUUAGCACCUGCAGCUGCACCUAUUUCUGAGAUUUCAGAGGACAACGUGCCCCCACAAAAACAACCCCUCUGUGAGGAUAGUCCUUUGCAAUUGAAUGUCACCGCAUGUGGUCAAACUCCGUGAAAGAAGAUUGAAUAAUGGAGAGGAUCUCAAUCAUGUUGGCAUGUAAUAAUCAAGAUUGAAAUAGUUUGUGCUUGGUAUUGUUUCAUUUUUAUGUUAUGUAAUAUGUUUACAAUUUCAGAUUUGUUUAAGUUCUUGGUAACUCAUUUGAUAUCUAUCGUAAAUUUUGUAUCAAUAAAUUAUGUACUUGCUUAAAACAAUGAUGUAUCAUAAAUUAAGAUCAUAUUUGAUUCCCCUUUGUCUUAA